ACAGCUGCCCUACCCACCCAUUAUCUGUCCUGCAUCCCACUGCCCACCACUGCCUGUGUCCCACCAAGGAUGGAGGCCAUCAAGAAGAAGAUGCAGAUGCUGAAGCUGGACAAGGAGAAUGCCCUGGACCGGGCAGAGCAGGCAGAGGCUGAGCAGAAGCAGGCAGAGGAGCGGAGCAAGCAGCUGGAGGAUGAGCUAGCUGCUAUGCAGAAGAAGCUAAAGGGGACAGAGGAUGAACUGGACAAAUACUCUGAGGCCCUGAAAGACGCCCAGGAGAAACUGGAGCUGGCAGAGAAGAAGGCGGCGGAUGCUGAGGCAGAAGUGGCAUCUUUGAAUCGCCGUAUCCAGCUGGUAGAGGAGGAGUUGGACCGAGCUCAGGAGCGCCUUGCCACAGCUCUGCAGAAGCUGGAAGAGGCAGAGAAGGCAGCAGAUGAGAGCGAAAGAGGCAUGAAAGUCAUUGAAAACAGAGCUCUGAAAGAUGAGGAGAAGAUGGAACUGCAGGAGAUCCAGCUCAAGGAAGCCAAGCACAUUGCAGAGGAGGCAGACAGAAAGUAUGAGGAGGUUGCUCGGAAACUGGUGAUCAUUGAAGGAGAUCUGGAGCGCACUGAAGAGAGAGCUGAACUUGCAGAGUCUAAAUGUUCCGAGCUGGAGGAGGAGCUGAAGAAUGUCACCAACAAUCUCAAGUCUCUUGAGGCUCAGGCUGAGAAGUACUCUCAAAAAGAGGAUAAAUAUGAAGAAGAGAUCAAGAUUCUGACUGAUAAACUCAAAGAGGCGGAGACCCGUGCUGAAUUUGCUGAACGCUCUGUAGCCAAGCUGGAGAAGACCAUUGAUGAUCUGGAAGAUGAGCUCUAUGCCCAGAAACUGAAGUACAAAGCAAUUAGUGAGGAACUGGACCACGCCCUGAAUGACAUGACUUCCAUAUAAACUGAAAUCCACCAAAGAGGAACAUCUCUGCACGCAAAGAAUGCUGGACCAGACCCUGCUAGACCUGAACGAGAUGUAAUGGAUCCCUGCCACUGCCUCCGCCAUGCAAUGCCUGCUCAGCUGCUGCUGCCCUCUAACCCUGGGACCAGAGUUUACUUUCUGUUGCCAAUUUGACCAAACACAAAUCUCCUUUGUUCCUGGGUUAAAGGCCACCAUGUUGGGCAGAGCUUCAAACAGCAUCAUUAAGGGAAAUAAGCAAUGCAAUAAUGUUUGGAGAGCAUGUUUGAGAUGUACACAUUUUGUAACUACCUUUUUUUGUAGCAGCCAUUAUAAACAUUCCAAAUAACGUGUGAGCUGGUGAGCUAUACUUCAAAGCUCUUGGCUUUAAAAUUUGGUAUUAACCUUCUGUUAAUUGGCUCUGGGCCACCCUGCUUUGGCAGGGCAAGAAAUGGAUAUGAUGGUUCUGGCUGUGAGUCAGAGUAGCCAAGCUAGGGAUGAAAGCCUGUUGGGAAAACUUCUUUCCAGGAGCUGUUUGCUAAAAGCACAGUUCAGUUUUUCAGCUUUAAGGUAACUCUGUGUUGGGAAGGAACAACUUGGGUGAAAGCAUCAUUUUUUUGGGUGUGUUUGUUUUUUUUUUUAAGCCAAGCCCGUCAUCUGAACAAUUGAACCCUCACAGGGAUUGUGUCCCUUCCCCUCCAUACCUGAAGGGCUUAGAGAAGCCACUGUCCCUGUAACCCAUUGCUACCCUGAGGCUGACUUUGCCUUCACUAAGUGCUGAUGCACCAAGCUUCACUGCUCAUCACUGGGUUACACUUAACUGCUUAAGUACAACAGCCUUGUGUUCUUGGAGAAGUGGUUUUGCCUACCUGGAGGGAUGGAGCCAAGCCUUCCCUCCUGCCCAGGACUGCUCUUACUGUCUUAAUUGAGUACGAGCCAUCUUGCUGUGCAUUGCUGAUGUGUUGUGGUUGUGAGGUGUGAGUGUGGCAAUGUCACACUUGCAGUGUGUAGCUUGUGGUUUGAGCAUGCUGCUUGGUUGUAGCAGUUUUUGGGGCCAAUCUGGAGACAAAAACCCUAUCCAGUGUUUUGAUACUAAAUUGAAAAAUUGUGUUACUGUCUUUUGAAAUAAAAACUGAUCCCUCCUCA
This is a messenger RNA of Cyanistes caeruleus (blue tit), 2067 nucleotides long. RefSeq names its product tropomyosin 3 (gene TPM3). The record is from RefSeq and is a predicted model, not a curated record. Lineage: Eukaryota; Metazoa; Chordata; Aves; Passeriformes; Paridae.